Closterium sp. Naga37s-1 is the source of this 888-nucleotide messenger RNA. The record is from the annotation of a GenBank genome assembly. NCBI's taxonomy places the organism in Eukaryota, Viridiplantae, Streptophyta, Zygnematophyceae, Desmidiales, Closteriaceae.
AUGUUGCCAGUAGAGUCGGAAAACCGAUCCGUUGGGAUGCGUGUAGUCAACCUCCUUCGCUCUGAUGCUCUGGUGAUUCCCCUUCAACCUUACUCCAUUCCGCCCCCACACCUUCCAACCCCUCCCCCUUUCCUCUGCAAACUCCCUCUCCGCCCAACUCCUCUCCUCACUGCCCCCACAGCGCAUGGCUCGUGCAGUGCAGUACAAUGCAGCGCUGGCGUGCGUCUGCUACAUGGCAUUGCAGAGGUUCUUUCCCCUCCCUGUCCCCCUCCUUCCACUGCCCUCCCUUCCCCCCCCUUCUCCCUUUCCCCUACCCUCUCUUCCCCCUCCCUGCAGUGGCUGGGCCUGUGGCUCGUGCAUUACAAUGCGGCUUUGGCCUGCAUCGGCUGCAUGGUGCUGCAGGGCUUCAUAGACGAUGUGCUCGAGACACCCAGCCGUACGACGUGCUCGAGACACCUAGCCGCGUGUGAGUGGGUGCUGGCCUGGGUGCUGGGGAACGAGUGCUGGGGAAUGGGUGCUGGGGUAUGGGCGCUGGGGAAUGGACGCUGGGGAAUGGGCGCUGGGGAAUGGGCGCUGGGGAAUGGGCGCUGGGGAAUGGGCGCUGGGGAAUGGGCGCUGGGGAAUGGGCGCUGGGGAAUGGGCGCUGGGGAAUGGGCGCUGGGGAAUGGGCGCUGGGAAAUGGGCGCUGGGGAAUGGGCGCUGGGGAAUGGGUUCUGGGGAAUGGGCGCUGGGGAAUGGGCGCUGGGGAAUGGGUUCUGGGGAAUGGGCGCUGGGGAAUGGGCGCUGGGGAAUGGGCGCUGGGGAAUGGGCGCUGGGGAAUGGGCGCUGGGGAAUGGGCGCUGGGGAAUGGGCGCUGGGGAAUGGGCGCUGGGGAAUGUUCUGAGCUGA